AUGGCUACCCCCGACUUGAUCCUCGACCCAGCAUUGAAGUACUGGGUCCUCCUUCCCAUCUCGUUCGUGAUGGUGUUGGUAGGCUUGAUCCGAUCCAAUGUGACGUACUUGCUCAGUCCGAAACCGAAGCUCGAGCCGUACCGAGCAGUCAGAGAAAAGCAGUUCUUGAAGCGGGCACAGAGCUUCACGCAAAACUCUGGCGUGUUGAACGCCAGAGAAAUCAGAGACAGACAACAGUUUUUGAUCGAGAAAUUGAAUUCCAGCGACUUCUAUGCCAAAGAAGGCGAGGAGGAGCUCGAUCCCUUGAGCGCAUUUGCCGAUCCUGCCAACAACGAGGCCAUGAUGAACAUGGCCAAAGGUAACAUGAUGAACUACAUUCCCCAGACAGUCAUCAUGGGUUGGGUCAACUACUUUUUUGCGGGGUUUGUGAUCAUGAAAUUGCCAUUUCCCGUUACCGACGGGUUCAAAGGUAUGCUUCAAACCGGAGUAGCCACCCCAGACUUGAACGUAAGGUACGUGUCGUCCAUCUCGUGGUACUUCGUCAACUUGUUCGGGUUGAGACCCGUCUACUCGUUGUUGAUGGGGGAUAAAGAAGCCAACGAGCUUAUAAGUCAGCAGAAUCAACAGCAAGGUAUGCCCAACAUCGGUGGCCCUGGUGGUCCCAAGGCCGACAAGUUGUUCAAGGCCGAGGCCGAGAGUAUUCAGAUUUUGGGCCAUGAGUCGAUUUUUGACGGAAUAGUUGAGCGUGUUUUGAGUGAAAAUUAG
Molecule: messenger RNA, 765 nt
Organism: Suhomyces tanzawaensis NRRL Y-17324
Lineage: Eukaryota; Fungi; Ascomycota; Pichiomycetes; Serinales; Debaryomycetaceae
Exons: 2
Coding region: 1-765 (254 amino acids)
Biological process (GO): protein folding in endoplasmic reticulum
Cellular component (GO): EMC complex; membrane
Source: RefSeq, a predicted model, not a curated record